Molecule: messenger RNA, 1002 nt
Organism: Colletotrichum truncatum
Lineage: Eukaryota; Fungi; Ascomycota; Sordariomycetes; Glomerellales; Glomerellaceae
Product: FAD dependent oxidoreductase
Source: RefSeq, a predicted model, not a curated record
AUGAAGCCCGCAUCUUUUGCCAUUAUUGUUGGUAGCCUUGUCGCCGGUCGAGCGACUGCAUCUCCAGCGGAGGAGCUACAUGGUCGCCAAGCUGGGUGCGAUCGAGACAACUGCCUUCGCGCGGUUGCGGGCCUGCGCCCUGGGGCCGAAGUUGCUCUGGCUGACUGCUCAUCAUGGAUGAUCAUCACCGAAACUCCUUGCCUGUCAACCGUGACUCAAACAGCAACCGUCACGUCAUUUACCACCACGGUGGAUCACCCUUUCCCGGGUCUUAGGAAGAUGAAGCGAGAGGAGCUUGAGGGACGCCAAGCCUCAUCUACUGCAGCCGCUGAGCCAUCCUGCGUGCCCUUGCAGAAUAGCCCGAGCAACAUGCCAGCCUACAUUCAAACGGCUUGCCAGUUAACCAUCGGCUCACUCGUCCCAACGGCGCGCUACUCGUCCGCUUGCUCGUGUGAUGGCGUCUUAGCCACAACGACCACACUACCGGCCUCCUCGACGACUGUGACAAGCACUAGUACAAUUCUAGCAGCUUAUACGCCCACAGAGGUACCGGAUGCUUUCAUUCUUCAAUCAUCCGGUGACGGGAGCCUGUACGUGACCGUUGAAGGCAAUGGUGCUAUACGCCUCAUCAACGACAUAACAGCUGCCUCACCAUUCUACCUCGACCGUGAUGGGCAGCUGCACAACUUCAAUAGCCGAAACAAAACUUUGGUAAAUUACUAUCAGCCUAAUCCCGCCGCUGCCGAUAACAAGGUGUACAAUGACGUACAGAGCGAUGAUAACUACCGUAUCACCUGUAGGGAGGUGAUUCUUGGCCCGAAUACCAUCCACGGGGACUGCGAAUCAAGCAGCUCGUCGGAGGCCAGUUCAGUUGUGCGCGGUUUUAUCUACUGCCCGGAUGAGGGCGGUUACCUUUACAUGGGUUCGAACUGGACGAGCAUGCGCUGUGUCAGCGGAUAUUUCUUUAGGGGCUUCCGGCUGCAGGCGUACACAAGCAACUAG